AUGACCCCGGACGGCAUAGUCAUGUACCAGGUCAACACGGCACUAGGACAAACUACCACGAUAAGCCGUCUUGAAAGUCACCCUCGACUUUUGAGCACUGGGCGGGUAUCUUGCGUCGUUGGCGAAGUCGAUAGUGGCCGAUUAAAGUUGCUCGAUGGCGAGAGCCCGAUAGAAAUUGUGAUGGUUUCGGGCGCGGAGGAGACCGAAAAUGUCGACAGACCUUGGACCUUUAAUGGACCAGACGACAAGCCGUACACAUGGCAAAUUAUGUUCCGUUCUCCGGUGCUGUUUGUGUCUGGUAACGCACCCAUCCCUCUAGCACGAUAUAGACAAGCAAAACUUGGUAUCAUAUCACGAUCAAGACGAGCUUUCCUCGAAAUAUUCCCCGCUGGAAUAAAUGUCAUUGAUUUCAUUGUUGUUACAUUUGUCUCUUAUGCGAAGCAUCAUUGGCUGGAUGUGCCCCACCAUGAGUCCAGUUCAUCGGCAACUUAGUCCUACAAGUGAGAAGGCUGUUGAAGCUGGAUAUAGUACGCGAAGGAUUGGAUUAUGCUCCCCUGACUAGGAGUGGGUUUUUGUAAAUCAUACCUGAGCUAGUGGGAUACUCCGAAUAGCAUUCUGGUCAACUCCAAGCACUCGCUUCUGAGAGCUGAGCGUGAAGCAUCCGUGAUCUUGUCAUAGGUGGUUCAUGUGCUCUGAUCAUAAGAGUGUAAACUUUCACAUGACUGGUAUUCUCACCGG
This is a messenger RNA of Suillus subalutaceus, 738 nucleotides long. RefSeq lists its product as uncharacterized. The coding region runs from base 1 to 492 and encodes 163 amino acids. The record is from RefSeq and is a predicted model, not a curated record. The transcript has 4 exons. NCBI's taxonomy places the organism in Eukaryota, Fungi, Basidiomycota, Agaricomycetes, Boletales, Suillaceae.